AUGGUGUCUCCUCCGGUUUCUCUCGUCUUCUCCGUCAGAAACCGAUCGAAACCUACCACGGCGUCUCUCGUCUUCUCCUCACGGCGUCUCUCAUCUUCUCCUCACGACGUCUCCUCCUCCGAUGACUCUAUCAUGAAGUUAAAAAGUCAUGAGGAUACACUGAAAAGGGACCUUUGGCUUUUUAUGGACUCCUCCUGCCUCACACUCUUUGAGCUCUCGACUGAAGCUCCUCCUCCUAUAUCUUCGAGAAGCAACCACUACAAAAGACUGUCGGUGAGUCAACAAGAUCCAUUCCUUCCUGAACCCUGUCCUUAUGCGAGUUAUUCACAUGGUGGUCAGCUCAUAUCAUCACAACUCCCAGUGUUCAGUACUCAAUGUACUGAAACUUCCAGCUUCUGUGAAGACUCACCAACAGAGCACAGAGAAAGAAAGAAAUGGACAGUCACAGAUGAUCUGGUUCUCAUUAGCGCAUGGUUAAACACCAGCAAGGACCCUGUGGUGGUCAAUGAGCAGAAAGCAUGUGCUUUCUGGAAACGAAUUGCAGAUUACUAUGCAGAUAGUCCAAAGGUGGAAAGAGGUGCCAAGCGAGAGGCUAUUCAGUGUAAGCAAAUGUGGCAGAAGAUGAAAGAUCUUGUGUGCAAGUUUUGUGGCUCCUAUUCGGCUGCAACAAGACAGAAAACAAGUGGUCAGAAUGAGGCUGAUACUGUUAAGCCGACACACGAGAUCUUCUACAAUGAUCAUAAGAUUAAAUCUAAUCUUCACCAUGCUUGGGAGAAGCUGAAGAAUGACCAGAAAUGGUGUGAAGUUGCUAGUGCCAAGAUUGAUGGAAACGGAAAGAAGAGAAAGUGUGAUGAUGGAGCACAAUCAGAAAGCUCUCAAGCGACUUCCAAUCUCGGUGAUCAACCAACCAAGCGUCCUCCUGGUGUGAAGGCAGCGAAAGGAGCCUCUGGUAAGAGAAGCAUCGCAGAUCACCAGGCUGUCUCUGAGUUUCAGACCAUGUGGUCUAUUAAAGAAAAAGACUUGGCAAUGAAAGAGAGACUUUCGAAGAUGGGAUUGCUUGGCAGUCUCAUUUCUAAAAAAAGACCCACUAUCUGA
Messenger RNA from Brassica oleracea var. oleracea, 1095 nucleotides. Its product is annotated as glutathione S-transferase T3-like. The transcript is spliced from 4 exons. The coding region runs from base 1 to 1095 and encodes 364 amino acids. Lineage: Eukaryota; Viridiplantae; Streptophyta; Magnoliopsida; Brassicales; Brassicaceae. The record is from RefSeq and is a predicted model, not a curated record.